AUGUUGAUCUGCGACAUGAACAAGAUGCAAGAGCACACACCAUUCCCGCAAUACAUCCCGGAGUUCACGGAGUGGCUCAACAAGCUGUGUGCCGAGACUCGCGCCGAACUCCUGGACAACUGGCUCAUAGACGUGGCAGAUACCAUGAUCAAGAUGAGGCAUCACUGGUCGAUAUAUGUCGCGAAGAAGAAGAAGGAGUCUACGUUUCAGGUGGAAGCUUUCUUCAGAUCUAUCCAUGCACUUAUGUCGAGGCAAGUGCGAGACUUGGUGGAACGAAGCGUGUAUCAUUUUGCAGAAUAUUUCAAGUACUAUUGGGACGGCAACAACUACAGCGGCACGUACCGCGACUACAUGUUCAUCAAGCGGCCGCUGCUUCGCAUCCGCGUGGUGGGCGCGCCGGGCUCCACCAGCAUCGGCUUCGAGCCCACGCUGGAGCAGGUCCGGCAGCAGAUCGUCAAGUGGGUGCACGCCAUCAUCAACGUCAACUACCAGCUGCCCAGCGUCGACAGCGUCAUGUACCCGAAUGUCGUACGCCCGCAACCAUACCUAUCAGCAGUGUACCCUGACGAAACCUACAUGCUGGACGUCGUGAACGAAUGCAUCAAGCACUUCGGCGCCAACCGCGCCGGGCCCGCGCGCUACCUGUCCUGCUUCCAGGACUAUUAUUAUAUCCUGGAUGGGACGGCGCACCAGGACCUAUUGGCGUUCUUUGCGCAGGACCCAGCACCCUACCUCAAGGACUUCUCCGCCCGCAUCUACAUGUACGAAGAGCUCCGCGACGAGAUCCUGUUCCUUCGGCGGGACAUCCCGCUGAACAUGGUCAUGCUGGACUGCGGGCCCAUCAACGACACCAUGUGGGGCGUGGUGGACGGGCUGCGCAGCCACAUCGUCGACCACUUCAUCGCCGUCAACCGCAAGUGGAACCGCGCCAUCUGCAACGUAUACGAGGAAAUGGCGGCACGCUCGUCCGAGAGCCCGGAGACGACGGCGCAGCUGGUGGAGCUGGUCAACUACAUCCAGGACUGCCGCGACUGCGCCAUGUUCGACCUGAAAGAGAAGUCGCGCACCACCGCCGAGUACGUGAUAUUCCUGAUGCAGCACGCGCAUUUGAACUUCGAAGACAUAAACCUAAACACGCGCGUGUUCCUCUGGCCUCUCGACAUGGAGGAGACCAUCGACCUGACCCUCAAAACCCUCUACACCAAGAAGACCAUGGCUGAAGACAAGCUGCGCAGCCGCAAGGCGAUCUUCGAGGAGAAGCUGAAGCGUCAUGAGAAAGACCUGGAGCUGUUCCGAAGGUUCGAUCCGCCGCUGCUGAACUUGGAUCUGUUGAGAGAUGUGGUGGGAAAGGUCGAUGAGAUCUUUAAGAAUUUGAUGGAAGACAAAUACGAAGCGGACGACAUCAUAAACGAGGAGCAGCUGCUGGAUCAAGAACUGUCGGUGUACUUCAGCCUGCAGACCAUGCUGGCCGGCAUCGACCCCUUCCACAAGCUCUGGCACACCUCCUUCGACUUCUACGACGGCUACGAGAAAUGGUACCACGGCCCGUUCCUGGGUCUGGACGCGGAGCAGAUUGCCGAGGACGUGGAGGCGUGGUGGAAGCUUCUCUACAAGCUGGGCAAGCAGCUGUUUGAAUACCCUGGAGCCAAACGCAUCGCCGAUAUGGUGCGCAACAAGCUGGAGAAGUUUAAAGUGCUGUUGCCGGUGCUGUGCGCUAUUUGUAACAAGGGGAUGCGCGACCGCCACUGGGCCAAGAUCAGCGAAUUAGUCGGCGUGGAAGUAGCGCACGGUCCCGAAGCCACAUUAGCUGACAUGGUGGAACAAGGUGUGCACGUGUACGCGUCGCAGCUGGAAGAAAUCGAGCAGUACGCCUCCAAAGAGUAUUCGCUCGAGCGCGCGCUUAACAAGAUGAAGGAGGAGUGGUGCGGCGUCAAGUUCGAGGUCGUGCCCUACAGAGACACGGGCGUGGGCAUCCUGACGGGGCUGGACGACAUCCAGCAGCAGCUGGACGACCACAUCCUCAAGUCGCAGACCAUGCGCGGCUCGCCCUACGUCAAGGCCUUCGAGGCAGACAUGGUGGCCUGGGAGGAGAAGCUGAUCAGCAUGCAGGAUAUCCUGGACCAGUGGCUGCAGUGCCAAGCGACAUGGAUGUACCUGGAGCCGAUAUUCUCUUCCGAGGACAUCAUGCGUCAGAUGCCGACCGAAGCACGCAACUUCCGCGACGUGGACAAGGAGUGGCGAAGCAUCAUGGGCGCGACCCAGAAGGAGCCGCUGGUGCUGCCCGCCACCGACUACCCGGGGCUGCUGAAGAAGCUGCGCUACAACAACGCGCUGCUCGACGACAUCCAGCGCGGGCUCAACGACUACCUCGAGAAGAAGCGGCUGUUCUUCCCCAGAUUCUUCUUCUUGUCGAACGACGAGCUUCUCGAGAUUCUGUCGGAGACAAAGGACCCGAUGAAGGUGCAGCCUCACCUGAAGAAGUGCUUCGAGGGCAUCUACACGCUGGAGUUCAACGCCAACAAGGAGAUCGUGGGCAUGGCCUCCGCUGAGGGCGAGAUUGUGAAGCUGUCCACCAGCAUACAGCCGGCAGAUGCCAAGGGCAUGGUGGAGCGCUGGCUGCAGCAAUUAGAGCAGCAGAUGAUCGUGAGCCUGCGCGACGUGGCCUCAGAGGCCAUCGCGGCGUACCCGCUGACGCGGCGCGAGGACUGGGUGCUGGUGUGGCCCGGCCAGAUCGUGCAGGCCGGCUCCUGCGUGCAAUACACCACCGAGGCCAUCGAAGCGAUCGAGACGCAAAGCCUGCCCGAACUCGUCGAGCGCAGCACGGCGCAGAUCACGGGCCUGGUGUACCUGGUGCAGGGCGAGCUGGAGCCCGGCAACCGCAUCACCGUCGAGGCGCUCAUCGUGCUCGACGUGCACGGUCGUUCUAUCCUAGAAGAGAUGGUCAGCAAGAAUGUACAAGACAUAACGGACUUCAACUGGAUCUCACAGCUGCGCUACUACUUCCGCGGCGACAAGAUGUCGUGCUCCAUGAUCACUACGGAAGUGGAAUACGGGUUUGAGUACCUGGGCAAUAUCGGCCGAUUGGUUGCUACGCCGCUUACUGAUCGCUGCUUCAGAACCCUAAUGAGCGCGCUCAAGUUGAAUCUUGGCGGCGCGCCUGAGGGCCCGGCGGGCACGGGAAAGACGGAGACCACCAAGGACCUGGCCAAGGCGGUCGCCAAGAAGUGCGUCGUCUUCAACUGCUCUGACGGCCUGGACUACAAGGCGCUUGGCAAGUUCUUCAAGGGUCUAGCCCAAUCGGGCGCGUGGGCGUGCUUCGACGAGUUCAACCGGAUCGACCUGGAAGUGCUGUCGGUGGUGGCGCAGCAGAUACUGUCCAUCCAGCUGGCCAUCCUGCGCCGCGAGAAGCGCUUCGUUUUCGAGGGCACGGAGAUCAGCCUCAACCCUACUUGCUCCGUCUUUAUUACUAUGAAUCCUGGUUACGCCGGACGUACGGAGCUCCCGGACAACCUCAAAGUGCUGUUCCGGACGGUGGCCAUGAUGGUGCCGGACUACGCCAUGAUCGGCGAGAUCACGCUCUACUCCAACGGCUUCGUCUGCGCCGGCCCGCUAGCGCGCAAGAUCGUGCAAGCAUACAAGUUAUGUUCGGAACAGCUGUCAUCUCAAAACCACUACGACUACGGCAUGCGAGCCGUCAAAUCCGUGCUGCUGGCCUCCGGCGCGCUCAAGAAAAACUACCCCGAGAAGGACGAGGCGCAGCUCGUGCUGCGGGCCAUCAUCGACGUCAACAUGCCCAAGUUCCUGUCGCAGGACGUGCCUUUAUUCGCGGGUAUCUAUUCCGAUCUGUUCCCUGGAGUGGAGAUCCCUCAACCGGAUCGCGCCGAGCUGCUUAAGUGCAUCAAUAAGGACCUGGAAAAACGCAACUUGCAGCCAACUGACUGGUAUCUGGAGAAGAUUAUACAAAUCUACGAGAUGAUGCUGGUCCGCCACGGGUUCAUGGUGGUAGGCCCACCCAUGGGCGGCAAGACGCAAGCCUACCAGUCGCUGGCCGACUCGCUGCGCGCGCUGCAGCUGAUGAAGCCGCCGCCGCGCCACAAGGAGUUCGGAGCUAUCUAUCGCAUCCUCAACCCCAAGGCCAUCACCAUGGGCCAGCUGUACGGCUGCUUCGACCCCGCCUCGCACGAGUGGUCCGACGGAGUCCUAGCCAUAGCCUUCCGCGAGUACGCCAUGUCGAUCACCCGCGACCGCAAGUGGAUCCUGUUCGACGGGCCCGUGGACGCCGUGUGGAUCGAGAACAUGAACACCGUGCUCGACGACAACAAGAAGCUGUGCCUCAUGAGCGGAGAGAUCAUCCAGAUGACAAACAAAAUGAACUUGAUAUUCGAACCAGCGGAUUUGGAGUUUGCCUCUCCAGCCACGGUGUCCAGAUGUGGCAUGAUCUACAUGGAGCCUGAACAACUAGGCUGGCGAGCGUUCCUGGAGUCGUACAACACGCACCUGAGCAAGAAACUGAUCCCGGAGCAGUUCGAGCUGAUCCAGGAGCUCAUCGACUGGCUCGUGCCGCCCAUCUUCGAGUUCAUGCUCGUCAAGUGCCACCACUUCGUCGUGGUCGGCGAGAUCCACCAGUUCUUUUCGUUCACGCGCCUGUUCACAUGCCUACUCGAAGGCGAGUCCCAGUUUAGCACCAUGUGGCUACAAUGCACCUUCGUGUUCAGCCUAUUGUGGGGACUGUGCGCCACUCUGACGGGCGACAGCCGCAAGCAAUUCGACUCGUUCUUCCGCAAACUCCUGGAUGGCAGCAAUGCGGCCUACCCCAAGCCCAAGUCCUUCAAGCUUACUAAGAACCAGCUGUUCCAGGAUAAGGACACGGUGUUCGAUUACGUGUACGAUAAGAGAAACAACGGCACCUGGAUCCCGUGGGUCGAUCUGGAGAAGGAAGUACCUUUGGCUGCUAACGCGAAGGUCAACGAGCUCAUAAUCCUGACGAACGAAAACGCGUGUCUCCGCUACUUCGUCUCCAAGAUGGUGAAGUCCAAGAUUCCUAUCUUACUGGUGGGCCCCACUGGCACCGGCAAGUCCUCGCUCGUGCUCAACUUCCUGCUCACGCUGCCCAAGGAGAAGUACAUAACCAACACCAUCAACUUCAGCGCCAGGACCACGGCCAAUCAGACCCAAGAUAUCAUCAUGUCAAAAGUAGACAGAAGACGUAAAGGCGUAUUCGGACCUUCUAUGGGUAAAAAGUGUGUACUAUUCGUGGAUGACCUGAGCAUGCCUCAGAAGGAGCAGUGGGGAGCGCAGCCGCCGCUGGAGCUGCUUCGGCAGUGGAUCGACCACGGACACUGGUACGACCUCAAGGAGAUGGUGCGCCAGGAGGUCGUCGACGUGUUGCUGGUGUCAGCCAUGCUGCCUCCCGGCGGCGGCUCCAACCUGAUCUCGUCGCGGCUGACGCGGCACAUGCUGCUCAUCACGCUGGACUCCUUCGAGGACAACACGCUCAACAAAAUCUUCUGCACCAUCAUGGACUGGCACUUUACUAAGGGUUUCACUGACACUCUUAUGAGGCAGAGUAAGACGGUGGUAUCAGCCACGAUGGAAGUAUACAAAUCAGUAGCGUCCCAAUUCCUGCCAACUCCAAGCAAGUGCCACUAUCUGUUCAACUUGCGGGAUUUUGCGCGAGUCAUCAAGGGCAUCCUGCUGGUGCCGUCCAGCCACAUGAAGGAGAUGAAUAAACUCGUGCUGCUGUGGAUCCACGAGACCUACCGCGUGUUCUACGACCGCCUGGUGGACGACGCCGACAGACAAAAGCUCUUCGAAGUGGUGCUGAAAGCGGUGUACGGCAACUUCCGCGUGCACAUGGACCAGGUGCUGCAGGAGACGGGCUACAUCCCCGAGGGCGAGAAGCUGGCCAACAAGCACGCCGCCAACAUCUUCUUCGGGAACUACAUGGAGCCCGACGCCGACCCCAAGGUUUAUGACCAGGUGAUGGACCUGGACGACAUGGCGGUGAAGAUGGAGUACUACCUAGAAGAGUACAACGUGGUGUCGUCGUCGCCCAUGGCUCUCGUCAUGUUCCGGUACGCGCUCGACCACAUCUCACGCUGCACGCGCGUGCUACUUCAGGAUAACGGAAAUUUGCUACUGGUCGGUGUUGGUGGCAGCGGCAGGAGCAGUGCGGUCAAACUGGCCGCUAGUAUUCUUGAAAUGAAUGUCAUUCAGAUCGAGAUCUCCCGCGUGUACGGGCAGAACGAGUGGCGUGACGACAUCCGCAAGCUACUUAUGAAGGCCGGCAUCAUCGGCAAGCCGCUCGUCUUCCUGUUCGCCGACAACCAGAUAAUGUACGAGGGCAUGGUGGAGGACAUCAACAUGCUUCUGAACACGGGAGACAUCCCCAACCUGUACGGCAUGGACGAGAAGGUCGAGAUCCUGGACAAGAUGCAGGCCGCCGUCAGAGAGGCUGGCAAGAAAAUGGAGACGACCCCGCUAGCUAUGUUCGGUUUCUACGUGGACCGCGUCAAGGCCAACCUGCGCAUCGUCAUGGCCAUGUCCCCCAUUGGAGAUUCCUUCCGCAAUAGGCUGAGGAUGUUCCCUUCGUUGAUUAACUGCUGCACUAUUGAUUGGUUCACGGCGUGGCCGGCAGAGGCGCUGGAGCGCGUGGCGUCCAUGUUUAUCGCCAAGAUGGAGAACGUAGAAGAAGAGCUGUGCACCGCCUGCGUCGAGAUGUGCCAGCUUUUCCACAUGAGCGUCGUGGCGCUCAGCGACAGAUUCUACUCGGAUCAAAAGCGUAAAGUGUACGUGACGCCCACCAGUUACCUGGAACUCAUCAAAGCUUUCCAGAGCCUCUACGCUUUGAAAGUGGACCAGAUUACCAAAUCAAGGAUCAGAUAUGAAACCGGUCUAGAACAGCUGGACUUCGCGGCAGGGCAGGUGGCCGUGAUGCAGCAGAACCUGCGUGACCUCCAGCCUCUUCUAGUGGAGACCUCGGACAAGACCGAGAAGCUCAUGAUCAAGAUCGAACAGGACACCGUCGUGGUCGAGAAGCAGAAAGAGAUCGUAGGUGCCGACGAAGCCCUAGCGAACGAGGCAGCAGCCGCAGCUCAAGCCAUUAAGGACGACUGCGAGUCGGACUUGGCUGAAGCAGUGCCAGCGCUGGAAGCCGCUUUAUCAGCGCUGAACACGCUGAAGCCUGCUGAUAUUACACUCGUCAAGUCCAUGAAGAAUCCCCCAGCUGGUGUCAAGCUGGUUAUGGAAGCUGUGUGCGUCAUGAAGUCUAUUAAGGGGGAUAGGAAGAUGGAUGCCAACGGCAAGCCCUACGAAGACUUCUGGGGCCCGUCGCAAAAGAUGCUGGGCGACAUGAAGUUCCUGGAGAGCCUGAAGAAUUACGACAAGGACAACAUCCCGACGGCCGUCAUGAAGAAGAUCAGGGACAAGUAUAUCCCGGACCGCGAAUUCGACCCGGUGGUGAUCGCCAAGGUGUCGUCAGCCUGCGAAGGGCUGUGCCGAUGGGUGCGCGCCAUGGACGUCUACGACCGAGUCAUCAAGGUGGUGGCGCCGAAGAAGGCUGCCCUAGGCGAAGCAGAGGCCGAGCUACAGAUGCAGAUGAACACGCUCAACGAGAAACGCGCGCAGUUGCAGAGUGUAUUGGACAAGCUGCAGGCCCUAAACGACGAGUUCGCCGAAAUGACGCGCAAGAAGAAAGGUCUUGAAGACGAGAUCGACCUGUGCUCGACCAAGCUGUCGCGCGCUGAACAGCUCAUCGGCGGGCUGGGCGGCGAGAAGGCGCGCUGGACCGACCUGGCGCACCAGCUAGAGGAACUGCUGGGGAAUAUUAUAGGAGAUGUGCUACUAUCGGCUGGAUUCAUUGCCUACCUCGGGCCUUAUACCGUCAACUAUAGACGGGAGAUCGUGCAAAUCUGGAAUACGCGCACAAUUGAAUUACAGAUUCCGUGCUCCGAAUCAUUCUCUCUGAUGACGACACUCGGCGAGCCCGUGGUGAUUCGAGCGUGGAACAUCGCCGGUCUGCCUGUUGACGCUUUCUCCAUCGAGAACGGCAUUAUCGUGGAGAAGUCGCGCCGCUGGCCGCUCAUGAUCGACCCGCAAGAACAAGCGAACAAAUGGAUAAAGAACAUGGAGCGGGAGAACCAGCUGAAGGUCAUCAAGUUAACCGACCCCAACUACGUGCGGGUCCUGGAGAACUCCAUCCAGAUGGGAUUCCCCGUCAUCAUGGAGAACAUUCGCGAGCAGCUGGACGCGGUGUUGGAGCCCGUGCUACUUAGGAACGUGUUUAGGUCGGGAGGCAUCGACUGCCUGAAGCUGGGCGACAACAUCCUGGAGUACAACCACAACUUCCGCUUCUACAUCACCACCAGGCUUAGCAACCCGCACUAUUUGCCAGAAAUCGCUGUCAAAGUGACGAUGCUGAACUUCAUGAUCACGCCGCAAGGGCUGCAGGACCAGCUGCUCGGCAUCGUGGUGGCGCAGGACCGGCCCGAGCUCGAGCUCAAGAAGAACCAGCUCAUCGUCGAGGGUGCCAAUAACAAGCGCACGCUCAAGGAGAUCGAGGACAAGAUAUUGGAGGUGCUAUCAUCAGCCGGCAACAUCCUAGAAGACGAAUCCGCCAAUCAGAUCCUAUCCUCAUCUAAAGUCCUCUCGAUCGAGAUCGAAGCGAAGCAGGCGUCAGCAGCGGUGACUGAGAGAGAAAUCGACGAGGCGCGGCUCCUUUAUGUGCCCGUGUCCAAGCACAGUUCUGUACUGUUCUUCUGCAUCUCAGACCUGGCUGCCAUCGAUCCUAUGUACCAGUACUCGCUCAACUGGUUCAUAAACCUGUACAACCAGGCCAUCAUCAACUCGCCGAAGAGCGAUGAUCUGGAUGAGAGACUUUCGGGGCUCAACGCGUUCUUCACUCGCAGCAUCUACGAGAACGUCUGCCGCAGCCUGUUCGAGAAGGACAAGCUGAUAUUCUCGCUCGUUCUGACGCUGGGGAUACUGAGAGCUAAGGGCGCGAUAGACGAUGAGAUGGUAGGCUUUCUUCUGACGGGCGGCGUGGCUCUGGAGAACCCUUACGAGAACCCCGCGCCCACCUGGCUGACUGAGAAGGCCUGGUCCGAGAUCGUGCGCUCCAGCAACCUUGCCGGCCUUCGCGGCUUCAAGGAGAACUUCGAACGCAACGUGAAGGGCUGGAAGGAUUUCUACGACUUGUCUGCGCCGCAUGAGAACACCCUACCUCCGCCCUACGAGAACAUCAAGGGUAUUCCCAAGCUAAUCAUACUGAGAUGUAUCCGCCCGGACAAGCUGAUUCCGCUCGUGCAGCAAUACGUGGUCGAAGAAAUGGGUCGGGUGUACAUAGAGCCGCCGCCAUUCGACCUGGAGAAGUCAUACAACGACAGUAACUGCUGCUCGCCGCUCAUCUUCAUCUUAUCGGCCGGAUCGGACCCCAUGUCGGGGCUCGUCAAGUUCUCCAUGGAGAAGAAGGUCGUCAGCUUCGAGACCAUCUCGCUGGGACAAGGGCAGGGUCCCAUAGCAGCGAACAUGAUCAACCAAGCCAUCCAGACGGGCGGCUGGGUGGUGCUGCAGAACUGCCACGUCAUGGACUCCUGGAUGGGCGAGUUGGAGCGCAUCUGCGCCGAGGUCAUCGUGCCCCAGGCCACGCACCACAGCUUCCGGUGCUGGCUGACGUCGUACCCUAGUCGGGCGUUCCCUGUCACUGUGCUGCAGAACGGUGUAAAAAUGACGAACGAAGCGCCGAAAGGCCUCAAGAACAACAUCUACCGCUCGUACAUAUCCGACCCGAUCUGCGACCCGGAGUUCUACAUCUCGUGCCCGCGGACGGAAGAGUGGAGACGGCUGCUGUUCGCACUGUGCUUCUUCCACGGCAUCGUGCAGGAGCGCCGCGCGUUCGGCCCGCUCGGAUGGAACAUACAGUACGAGUUCAACGAGAGCGAUCUGCGCAUCUGUAUUAUGCAACUGCAGAUGUUCCUGACCGAAUACGCCGAGACUCCUUUCGACGCUCUCAACUACCUAGCGGGAGAAUGCAACUACGGCGGCCGCGUGACCGACGACAAGGACCGCCGGCUCAUCAUGUCGCUGCUGUCCAUCUUCUACAACGACGAGGUCACCACUGACCCCGACUACUCGUUCUCCCCGAGCGGCGACUACCGCAUGCCGCCCAGCAUGGACUACAACUCGGUGCUGGAUCACAUCCGCGCGCUGCCCAUGCUGGCCAAGCCCGAGGUCUUCGGUCUACACGAGAACGCGGACAUCACUAAGGACAACAAGGAGACCGUCGCGCUGCUAUUCGGCUGCCUGCUGACCCAAACAUCGUUCAUUUCCGGCGGCGGCGGCGAGGGCGGCGACGGCGGCGGCGGCGUGGUGGAGCUGACGAAGGACAUGAUGGCGCGCCUGCCGCGACAGUAUGACGUGCUCGAGGUCUCGCUCAAGUACCCCGUGCAGUAUUAUAACAGUAUGAAUACUGUGCUUAAGCAGGAGUUGAUCCGGUACAACCGCCUACUCUCAGUGGUGGCUCGCACAUUACACGGCGUGCAUUUAGCAGCACAGGGCCUGGCCAUCAUGAGCGCGGAACUGGAGCAGUGCAACAACGCCUUCGUCAAGGGCAUCGUACCCGGCGUUUGGAUGUCCAAGUCCUACCCCUCUAUGAAGCCGUUGGGCUCCUACGUGGCGGACUUCCUGUCCAGACUAAAAUUCCUGCAAGACUGGAUAGACGAGGGCCCGCCCAUGGUGUUCUGGAUCUCAGGCUUCUAUUUCACGCAGUCGUUCCUGACAGGGGUACUUCAGAACUACUCGCGGCACAACAAGAUUCCUAUCGACCAAGUGCACUUUGAAUUCACCCUCACCAGCAUGGAGGCUGAGUGCGAGGAGGAGCCUGAAUUCGGGGUCUAUUGCAAGGGUCUAUUCCUGGAAGGUGCCCGAUGGAACCGUGAGACCAUGCAGCUGGACGAGUCCUACCCUAAAAUCCUGUUCGACACCAUCCCAAUAAUUUGGUUCCAGCCAGCCCUCAUAGCGGAGUUCAACCCGCCUCCAUGCUACUUCUGUCCCAUUUACAAGACGAGCGAACGAAAGGGAGUGUUGGCCACAACUGGUCAUUCCAGCAACUUUGUCAUGUACAUAACCCUUAAUUCUGAAGUCCCUCAGAAACAUUGGAUCAACAGAGGAGUUGCUAGUCUGACACAGCUUGACGAUUAAACUUCCUUUAUUUUAGAUAAUUUCAGUAUUAAUUUUUAUCUUUUUAAUAUGUGGACCUUUCAAUGUCUGUGAUAGUUGUCUAGUCGCAAAUAAAG
Molecule: messenger RNA, 11291 nt
Organism: Ostrinia furnacalis (Asian corn borer)
Lineage: Eukaryota; Metazoa; Arthropoda; Insecta; Lepidoptera; Crambidae
Gene: Dnah3
Product: dynein heavy chain 3, axonemal
Exons: 65
Coding region: 1-11196 (3731 amino acids)
Biological process (GO): microtubule-based movement
Cellular component (GO): dynein complex
Molecular function (GO): dynein intermediate chain binding; ATP binding; dynein light intermediate chain binding
Source: RefSeq, a predicted model, not a curated record